Messenger RNA from Vanrija pseudolonga, 4387 nucleotides. RefSeq lists its product with no specific name. Lineage: Eukaryota; Fungi; Basidiomycota; Tremellomycetes; Trichosporonales; Trichosporonaceae. The transcript is spliced from 5 exons. Bases 1 to 2724 code for a protein of 907 amino acids. The record is from RefSeq and is a predicted model, not a curated record.
AUGCUCGCUUCGUCGUACCUUCAUCCCCAACAACCGCUUUUUGAAACUGAUAGGAAACACACAAUGCAAACACACAGCGAGAUCAGCGCACACCCGACGUCCGGGUCCGUGAAUGUCCGCACGGACAAACGCGAACUCGAGGCAGACAUUAACCGCAAAGUCGACUUCUUUGGCGUCAUCGAAGCCUUCCGCGAUGGCAAGCUUCCCGACAACAAGCAGAUCGAGUCGGCACUGCAGUAUGCCAAGGGCCACUCGUUUGUCGACGUCAACAAGCUGUCAGAAGACGGCCAGGAGCUCAUCUCGGAUGUUCGCGACAUCAUCGGCACAAUGCUGGAGAUGGUGAAGCGCAACAACUCGGACGAGCUGGUCCAGGAGGCGAUCUGGGAGUCGGAGGACCUCGGCAACCUUGACCUGCACCCCGACACAAAGGGUGCUGCCAAGCGCAAGGCCGAGAAGAAGGAGCUCAAGUCGGAUGCCGACGAGGCAGGCAAGCACCUCCGUGUUCUCUUCACUCUCUUUGCGACCAACGGCGAGGUGCGCAAGCUCCUCAAGGACCUUGGCCUGCUCGGCCGUGACCUCUUCGCCAACGCCGCCACCAAGGCCGCGGAUGCCGCCCGCCCAUCAAAGGACGAGAUGGCCAACGUCGACAAGGCGGCGGAGAAGAACACAUGGAUCGCCCCAGAUGGCACCAAGACGGGUCUGAACGAGACACCGCACCUCGAUGUCAACCUCCCCGAUGGCGGCAAGGUCAGCUACAACCCCAAGGACCACCUCCGGGACGCACACGUCCGCGAUGGUGAAGGCCAUACGUCGUCUGCCGGCCAGGUCGCCGACGCCUACCGCCAGGAGAAGGCCAAGGUCGAGGAUGCGGCGCAGCAGUAUGCCCAGGGUGGUCCCACGCAAGCAGGCUACACCGGCUCGGGUACACAGGGCGUGAAGGACAGCAGCGUGCCGUACCACAAGAGCUUGCCGUCGUCUGGCGAGCUCGCCGAUGGAGCGCGCCAGGUCGAGGGUCAGGCGCGCGCGGCCGCCAACGAGGCCGACACCCGGGUGCGCCGCGACGGCGCCGCGAAUGCCGCCGACGACGCGGUCAACAGCCGCGGUGGGCUCAAGGACAAGUUCAACAACGCCGUGCCUGCCGAGGAGCGCGAGAAGGCUCAGCGUCAGUUCGAACACUUUAAGAGCGACGCCAAGGACAUUAUCGACGACGAGUUCCCCGAGGAGCGCAAAGAGCAGUUCAUUUACCGCCUCAAGAAGGUGCUCUACGAGGUGCAGCAGCACCAGGACUACAACGAUGCCAUGUCGUGGCUGCUCGAGGCGGGGCACAAGUACGAGGCACGUGCCGAGCGCGACAUCAAGAACGAGGUCCAGCACUCUGACGCGACGGGCGCGCCGGUUAAGAGCGUGUUCAGCAAGUUUGCCACGGUUCUCGAGCGCUUCGCGAACGGCAACAGCAUCGAGCCUACGCGCAAGGCCAUCGACAACCUCUACGUCGACGCCAAGAACGACCCUGAGCUCAAGAAGUUCUGGCAGGACGUCGACCAGUACGUCAACAACGUGCUGCUCGAGCCCGGCUACGUGAUGGAAGACGAAGCAGCCGAGGAGGGCCGCCAGCUCGAGAAGCGCGCCCGCGCAUUCUUCGAGACGGGCAAGUACAAGGACAACUGGGACCAACUGUGGAACAGCAUUGUCACUUUCACCAAGGGCUUCCACGAGGACCCGCUCAACCGCCAGUUUGCCGACGACUGGAAGCGCCUCACCAAGGACAUUGCUUACGACAAGGACGGCAAGCUCGCUCUCAAGCCGCACCUGUGGAACGACAUUCGUCACCAGAUCCUGCCUGCCAUCAUCAGCCACGUUGGAUACUUCCCCAUCCCGCGUGCCGAGUACACUGACGAGAAGAUCGACCUCGUUAUCGAGAACCUCGUCCUCUCUGGCCCCAACCUGUUCCCCAACAUUGUCACGAUCGAGAACCACAACUACUUUAGCUUCUCGCCAUUCAACUCGAUCAAGGACAAGUCGCACCACCGCUUCCGCAUCGGCCUCUCCCAGAUCCAGGCGGAUAUCCGCAACCUCCGGUUUGCGUUCCGCAAGAAGAAGGGCUUCCCGAGGAUGAGCGACAGCGGUAUCGCCGACGUGGUCCUUGCCCGCAACGGUAUCUCGGUGGACAUUGAGAUCGAGACGAUCGAGAACAGGAAGGACACGGUGUUCAAGGUCCGCUCGGUCAAGACGUCGAUCGACGAGCUGAGCUUCAAGAUCCGCGACGCCAAGCACGACCUGCUGUACAAGUUUAUCAAGGUCGUGGCCACCGGCGCGAUCAAGAAGGCCAUCGCGAAGGGCAUCGAGGCGGGUAUUCGCUCGGGUCUGGAGUACGUCGACGAGGAGCUGGUGCAGAUCCGCGCCGCGCUCGACGAGAGCAAGAACGACGACGAUGUGACGCGCACCGAGGCUAUCAAGAAGCUGUACCAGCGCAAGAAGGCCGAGGCCGAGAAGGCUGCCGAUGCAGUCGACGUCAAGGCCAACGCGGCCGGCGUGCAUGCCAACGUCAACGACGGCGCUGCAGCUGGUGGUGGCUUCCACCUGGUUGCUAAGAAGGAGGAGUCGGUCCUGCCCGAUCUCGUACAGGACCCCAAGCACUCGCUUGUCGAGAAGAUUGACGUCGCGGAGAAGAAGGCGCAUUCGGGACAGGCAUGGCGCUCGCCCGCGUUCUCCAUCACUCCCUAAGUCUCUGGGCAGGGUGAUGACGCAUACCGUCGUACAGCCGACGGUAGCGUCGCGCCGAAGAAGGCCCCUGUCGCCUAAGGAGUGGCGCCCCAUCUAAGUCUACGUACAUGUAGUUAACAGUUAGUCGAGAGAAGCUAGUCGAGUUCGAUUCGAACAUGAAUGGAGCCUGUAAGAAGAUAUGCCUAUGCACGAGUAUGCCUAUCAACUAUACCUACGACUACAUGUUGAUCAUCAAGUGAGGACUCUUACGCCAGCGCAGGAAGGCGACGAGGAGCGCGGCACCCGCAGCCAUCCCUCCAGCCCAGAACACGGCUGGGCGGUACGCCGCAAUGCCUCGCGCUUCGCCGCCAUACGCAGCGAGCAAGUAUCCGGCAAUUGGCGCACCCAUGAGGUACCCUCCGCCCCAGCCCGUGACGAUCAUGCCGAAGGCAACAGUCAUGCGCUGCGAGCCCAUGACGUUGUUGACGACGGUGGGCAUGAUGGCGAAGAAGCCGCCGCUGCUUGCGCCGUUGACGAGCACAAAGAUGAUAAGUGGGGCGAGGGACACUGAGCUAGGCCAUAGGACCAGCAGUGAGAGGCAGGUGACGAAGAGCACGGCGAAGAGCGUGUUGAGCGGUCCGAGCAGCCGGUCAGACAGGAAGCCUGUGAGGAUGCGCCCGAUGGCAGACGAGAAGUUGAACACGCAUACCAAGGCCGCGCCAGUGGUACCGCUCAGGUGCAUCGACUGGGCGUACAGCGGAAGGAAGAAGGGGGGCACGAAGAGCGGGAAGGUGGCGAGUGCGCCAGAGGCGAAGAGUACGAGGAAGUCGAGGUUGCGGAAAAGGGACCUGGUCCACAAACUCCUUGCGCACGACCGUGGUACGCUCCUUGACAUACCAUGCCGCCGGGAGGCAGGUAACGAGGAUGAGCAGGCCCACAAGGCGGAACGUCCACUCGAGGCCGAUGUUGCGGACGCCUGCCUCGAGCGCGAGCGAGAUGACCGCGCCGCCGAGCCCACCGGCCGCGUACACGAUCCCCACGGCCGUCCCGCGCUUGGUGGUAAAGUACUGCGCGGGCGUGAUGCUGAUCACCAUGAAGCAGAAGCCCACGCCGAGCCCCAUCAUCACGCCGGCGGUGACGAACAGGCCUCCGACGUUCCGUGUCGUGAAGCUCGCAAAGAUCUGCGAGAAGGACAUGAAGAACGUGCCGAUGAUGGCCAUCUUGCGCGCGCCCAGCGACGUGAGGAUACGCGAGUUGAGGAUGGCCAUGAAGCUGAGCAUUGAGACGGCGAUGGAGCCGACAAACGCCAGCGUCGACGCCGGCGCGAGGUGCCGCUCCACCAACGUCGUCUGCAACACGCCCCAGCUGUAGGUCACACCGACGAACCAGAACCCGAGCAUCGAGCAGCAGCCGACCAUGGCCCACGCGUGCAGCCCGCCAUCUGGCGCUGAGGCGUCGAGCGCGCGCGACGCCUCGUGCGGGUCGGUGGUCUCGGGUGCGGUAUCGCCAGCGCCAGCGCCAGCUCCACCGGGGUUGUUCAGCCUGGCGGUUGAGGCCGUCGGUGUACGGUUCAGCGUGUUCAGCUCGAUGUCUGCGUCGGCCGCCGCCUUCGGCAUGUCGAGCGGGGCCUUGGUCGCGUCCACUGGGGGGUUGCUGCUGGCCAUGGUGUGUGGGUAGGAGUGAG